AUGCCGGAGAAGAUUAGUGAACACCCCGAUACCAUCGCUGGAUAUGACAUUGUGGUGGGCGUUUCCGAGGAGUCGGUGAAUGCGCAGCUCCAGAAGCUGUACGAUACGCCCAUUGUCUCUGCUUCUUUGCCUCCUCCUCGACGGUUGGCCAAGUUCCAAGCUCUUCCAGCGUCGAAGCAUCUGAUCAACCAUCGGAUGAGCCUUCAUAUGCUUAACAGCUUGAAGUCCUCGCCAGGGAAGUUGCGCUUUCGGCCGACCCUGGAAGCAAAGAUCUCCGAUGAUCCUGCGGCAAUGUACAAAAAGCCACAUGUGGAAAUCACCUUCGAGCGCAAUGAAAACGCGCCGGUCGGAACCGAGAAAGACAGUGUGCUUGUCUACUUGGACAGUGAAGAGGAUCCCCCAACGUACAAGAACAUGGUGAUCAACGGAUAUACAAUUGCGUGGACCGUCAAAAUUGCCCGCCGCGACGUCCAGGACGUGAUGAAUGAUAUUAUUCUUGCCUCCCGUUCCUCUGACGACCCGGCUCAGGCGGCCCCUCGUGCCCAGUCGCAACUGGAAAAAUAUGUAGAUUCUCAAGUCUUCACUGUCUCAUCCAUCUUCUGUCUCUUUGAGGAGCAGACCAUGGUCGAGAGCUUUCGCUUGUUAGAUGCGGAGCGGAAUGUUGUGAUGGAAAAUCCCAACUACAGCCGAGAAGGACAAAUCAGCCACCGGGGACAAGACCCCGGUCUACUUCAAGCCGAACAGUUCAACAUGUCGGUCACCCCUGGCGAUGGCACGGCACAACAGUUCAUUACCACUUCGGGUACCCUGAAUUUCUGCAUGCUCACGCAGCGACCUGGACUUGAUGGGGACAAGAAAGUCGAAGUGGACGAAACGGACUUCAAUGCCGGUGUCAUCAAGCGCAAUUUCUUCGACAUCACCAAGAGCAUGGGGAAAACAACCGACACGCGAGGAUAUAUCCAGGGACAUGACGGCAUCAUGGCCUUUUCCAAGGAGUUGUUUCAUAAUAUGUGGUUGCGCGAUUUACUGAAAGACUUGAAGUUUGACCCCGUCAAAGUCUAUCGACCGGUUCUCGCCAAGGCCUCUUUCGGAGAUCCGACCCCGGAGGAUCAGGUUUGCGUGAGGGUCAGAGUAGAUUCAGAAGAAAAGCGGCUGAAUGGUUGGUGCAGCAAGAAAGUGUGGAAGAUGGAUGCUGUGGAUGUCAACGGGAUUGGCUGGGAUCCAUACAGUAGACGGCAAUUUGCUCUAGGCGAUUGUUCUAUCGAGGUAAAAUUUUCGAGUGACAAGGUUGCCACAGUCCGAGAAGGUAUUACCCAAGCUCGACGUCUCUAUAUCGAUAUUGACAUCCGAAACACUGUCACAUAUGUGUACCAAACGAAAGGAGCCAAUAGUAUCAUGGAGAGCCCGUCUAAAACUGCGAAUUGGUGGAAUGACGAACGUAAGCGCGGCUACAACGCGAACGAGUUAUUCAGCCCUGGCGCCUCGAGUAUCAACGCAUGGUUAAAUGCACGGACCGUGCAAAGCGAGAUGAGGUCGCUGAUCCGUGUCGUGGUUCACCCGGGAAGUGUCGGUCAAUUUGACGUGUCCGUGGACGAGAACGCCAGCAAGAACCUCCUCCAUCCUGGUAAGGGAGUGACAUGGACAAAUUUUGAUGGCCAAGAGUAUGGCAACUUUUCUAAGUUCGAGACGCACCACACCUUCACGGAUUUUGGAAAGAAAGACUUGAACGCCAGAUUUGAGCACUCUCUCACGGGAUGGGGAGACACUACCGCCUCCACGGUACAGGAAAGGCUGAGGGGCUUGUUCAAUGGGCCGGGGACCACGAUUAUCAUGCCUGCAGGUGAUGUCUUUUCCUAUGCAGGCCUGGAGGUCGAUGAUCAGGGCAAUCUAUAUGCCCAGAUCAAUUAUGCCAAUGAGGGGAAGGUCCAGGUCAACAAGAAGUGA
Molecule: messenger RNA, 1944 nt
Organism: Penicillium malachiteum
Lineage: Eukaryota; Fungi; Ascomycota; Eurotiomycetes; Eurotiales; Aspergillaceae
Exons: 7
Coding region: 1-1944 (647 amino acids)
Source: RefSeq, a predicted model, not a curated record